Molecule: messenger RNA, 962 nt
Organism: Chinchilla lanigera (long-tailed chinchilla)
Lineage: Eukaryota; Metazoa; Chordata; Mammalia; Rodentia; Chinchillidae
Gene: Sf3b5
Product: splicing factor 3b, subunit 5, 10kDa
Exons: 1
Coding region: 138-398 (86 amino acids)
Biological process (GO): mRNA splicing, via spliceosome
Cellular component (GO): precatalytic spliceosome; U2 snRNP
Source: RefSeq, a predicted model, not a curated record
GCUCGACGUCGUGACGCCAUUCUCCUGCGACUGCGCGAGAGUGGAGGUGACGGUUGGCGUCCUCUCUCCGGCGGGAACCCCGAGAGCGGCUCCUUGUCUUCGGCCUCUGACCUCGGCACGGAAGGAAAAGCGGCAAGAUGACGGACCGCUACACCAUCCACAGCCAGCUGGAGCAUCUCCAGUCCAAGUACAUCGGCACGGGCCACGCCGACACCACCAAGUGGGAGUGGCUGGUGAACCAGCACCGCGACUCGUACUGCUCCUACAUGGGCCACUUCGACCUUCUCAACUACUUCGCCAUUGCCGAGAACGAGAGCAAGGCGCGAGUCCGCUUCAACUUGAUGGAGAAGAUGCUGCAGCCCUGCGGGCCGCCCGCCGACAAGCCCGAGGAGAACUGAGCCCCGCGCCGCCUGGCCUCCGCCGGCCGCCGUCCUCCCGGCGUCUUCCUGCCCCCGUGGACGGCUUUGCGCGUGCGGCCGUGCGUUCCCAGCGGCGGCCCCCAGCCCUGCCGUGGUGUGCCCUGCGGACCUGGCGCCGAGAGACCGUCGGGGCCAGGCCUGAGACUCACUGUGCGCCGGACUGAGACGGGACUUGGAGGCUGGGGGUUUCGGCUUGUUGAUUGCCGCCGUUGCUGUUUUUCCAUAAAGUUUAGAAAGUUCCCAGGCUCUUGGUGUGAACUGCUGUGUCGGGUGGAGGGGCUCGGGAGGACGCUGGGACCAAGGUCUGCUGAGAAGUACGAGUAGGAAAUGAGGGGGGCACGGGGCCAGCGUUCAUUGCCCGGCCUGAAAUCAGCAUCCACACCUCUGUACCAUUACUCCACACCGGUGUGUUCCACGAAUGUUUUCAGGUUCAUUUGGAGUUUUUUAUAAUAUCCCAUUCUGUUUCCCAUUGCAAAAGUUUGCUGUCACCGACCUAUUGUAAAUUGAAUACAAUUUGUUUGAAAUCUGUGGCUUCAGAAAUGA